GGAGAACGCCAUUCAUUUCUCCACUCUCCUCCCUUUCCUCUUACAAAACUUGUGGCCAUCCAUUUCGCUCCCUCUUUCAAGUGCUAAUUUGACAAAAAGAUCUUCCGUUUUUCCCUCUCUUCAUUGCCUUCCAUGUGCUCUUCUUCCUAUUUAUUCUUGUUUCCCUUAGCCCAAUUGUCUUCUCGAAUCUUCUUUUACCCCCCCAGGCCCCGCUAAUCCAACCCCAUUUCUCAAUUUUCUAUGUUUCGAUCCUCUUUGCUUUCAUUUCCCUCUCUCUCUCUCUCUCUCUUCCUAGUCAUUUCCCACCAUCGUUUUCGUUGUCAAACGUCAAGCCCAUCUUUAAUGGAGCUAUAAUUUGGUCUAGGAAAGGUCAGGAACUUGUUGUUCUUGUUCUUAUUGGUUUCUAAUUUGUGGGGGUUUGGUUUAUUUGGGGCAGUUGUUUUUGGGUUUGUUUUCGUUUUCUUUUUCAUCGUGUCUGUGGAUGAGGGCGGGGAUAUGAAGGCGCUGCUGUUGUAGUUUUAGUGUGGUUGAUUUUGUUGGGAGAGGAAAUGAGAGUGGGGAGCUUCAAUUAUGAGAACACUUUGUGACUCUUGUGAAAGCGCUGCCGCUAUCGUCUUUUGUGCUGCUGACGAAGCCGCCCUUUGCCGCUCUUGUGAUGAGAAGGUCCAUCUGUGCAAUAAACUCGCAAGUCGACAUGUAAGAGUUGGCCUUGCAAGUCCCAGUGAUGUCCCCCGCUGCGAUAUAUGCGAGAAUGCACCUGCUUUCUUUUACUGUGAGAUAGAUGGAAGUUCCCUUUGUUUGCAAUGUGACAUGGUCGUUCAUGUUGGAGGGAAAAGGACACAUAAGAGAUACCUUUUGCUAAGGCAGAGGUUUGAGUUUCCAGGAGACAAACCUAUAAACCUUGGUGAGCCGUCUCCACAUUCCAAGGUUCCCAAUAAUAUUGGUAGAGGGCAUAACCAGACACUGCCGCAUAAAGUCGCCGUGGAAGACAACCAGCGAAAUCAUCACCGAUUAUCGCCUGUUCGGGAGGCUAAUGAUGAUGGUCAUGCAGAGACUGAUACGAAAAUGAUCGAUUUGAAUAUGAAGCCUCAAAGGGUCCAUGGGCAGGCUGCUAAUAAUCAGGAUCUAUGAUCACGAACCGUGAAGUAUAAAUUUGGAUGACACAUUAACACCAUUGCAUCCAGUCCUCCCCUCCCUUCCGAUUCAAACCAGAAGUGGUUCGGUUGCUCGUAGUGGAAACCGACAUUGUUUGUUUCGGUGAGGGGGGCGAGCUUGUUUAGCAUUGUAGAGAAGUGGUUGGGUAGAUUUGAAAGCAAAAGAUAAGAGAAAAGCAGAGCAUUUUAGUGAAAUUGCAGGUGCUGUAAUAUUACAAGUUUAGAGACAGAUCCAGCAGCCGUGGUUGGGAGGGAAGGAUGGUAUAAAACACCCCUUCUUUUGUAUUUGGUUGGAAAAAAGCGCCUACUUUCAUUUUACUUCGGAGUUCAGGUGAGAACUGAAAUGGAUAGAGGAAGCUUGCUUGCCAUUAUUUAUUGCU
Cucurbita moschata (crookneck pumpkin) is the source of this 1534-nucleotide messenger RNA. Its product is annotated as B-box zinc finger protein 18-like. The transcript has 5 exons. The record is from RefSeq and is a predicted model, not a curated record. Gene Ontology annotation, cellular component: nucleus. Gene Ontology annotation, molecular function: zinc ion binding. Lineage: Eukaryota; Viridiplantae; Streptophyta; Magnoliopsida; Cucurbitales; Cucurbitaceae. Gene Ontology annotation, biological process: photomorphogenesis; regulation of DNA-templated transcription. The coding region runs from base 571 to 1131 and encodes 186 amino acids.